CGCAGGAGCUGAAGAAGAAACACAUGCUGUUAACUGUCUGACUGGAUACAGUUUUCUUGUGAAGAGCUCAAAUAAACAACAGCUUCAACGAUGAGGACAUCAUCAGUGCUGAUCUGUGCAGUGGUUCUGGUGCUGCUGCUCAGCCCGCUGAGGAGAACAGAUGCUGCGACCUUUCAAAGCGCUUUGCCACAUCCAAACAAAUACAAUCCAAAUGAAUCGGAGAGAUGUCUACAACCCCCCAUCGGCGGAUUAAUUUCCCGCGGGUCUGGGCCUGUAACCUCAACCGACGAAGUGCUGGAGUCCAGUCAGGAGGCGCUGCACGUCACGGAGCGUCGGUACCUGCGGCUGGACUGGUGCAAGACGCAGCCGCUCAAGCAAACCAUCCGCGAGGAGGGCUGCCUGAGCCGCACCAUCAUCAACCGGUUUUGCUAUGGACAGUGCAACUCCUUCUACAUCCCGCGGCACAUUUACCAGGACGGAAACGCCUUUGAGUCCUGCUCUGCCUGCAAACCCAAGACCUUCAGCACCGUCACGUACACCCUCUUCUGCCCGGGACAAACGCCAAGCACCAGGAAGAAACGGGUGCAGCGCGUAAAGCAGUGCCGCUGCACAACCAUAGAUACGGACUAGACGGAAACACACAUGCUGGCAGAUAGUAUUCUCUUCCGCGGGAGGAAAAAUGCAGCUUUGCAAAAAUAGAAAAAAAAAAGGGAGAAGUUGCUUGGACACAUGAGAAUAAAGUGGUGAGGAACAUACCUGAGCCUUUGUUAUGGUUGUUACGGAAAGAGGAUAUUCAGCAAUACACCACUACAUUUGCUGAUAGAUAAUAAACAUAGGUGGUUGAUUGAGGUGUCAGGUUCCCUUUAAGGUGAUAUUUUGACCUGCAACUAUUAAUUUAUCACACUGAAAAAAUAUCUAGUCACUUCUCAGUCAUUACUUCACAGUCUUUGUGUGUGUGUGUGUGUGUGUGUGUGUGUGUGUGUGUGUGUGUGUGUGUGUGUGUGUGUGUGUGU
This is a messenger RNA of Seriola dumerili (greater amberjack), 1013 nucleotides long. RefSeq names its product gremlin 1, DAN family BMP antagonist (gene grem1a). Gene Ontology annotation, biological process: animal organ morphogenesis. Gene Ontology annotation, molecular function: BMP binding; receptor ligand activity. The record is from RefSeq and is a predicted model, not a curated record. The transcript is spliced from 2 exons. NCBI's taxonomy places the organism in Eukaryota, Metazoa, Chordata, Actinopteri, Carangiformes, Carangidae. The coding region runs from base 91 to 630 and encodes 179 amino acids.